Messenger RNA from Penicillium digitatum Pd1, 498 nucleotides. The record is from RefSeq and is a predicted model, not a curated record. Lineage: Eukaryota; Fungi; Ascomycota; Eurotiomycetes; Eurotiales; Aspergillaceae.
AUGGCUGCGGAGAGUGUGAUGGCGGCUGCGGAGAGUGUGCACGAUGGCGGGAUGAAUGUAUGGGUGGUAGUGGCGAAUGACUUCGUGUCUGAGAAUGCAUUGGCGGCUGAGGAGAGUGUGCGCGAUGGCGGGAUGAGUGUAUGGGUGGUAGUGGAGAAUGACUUCGUGUCUGAGAAUGCAUUGGCGGCUGAGGAGAGUGUGCGCGAUGGCGGGAUGAGUGUAUGGGUGGUAGCGGCGAACGACUUCGUGUCUGAGAUUGCAUUGGCGGCUGAGGAGAGUGUGCGCGAUGGCGGGAUGAGUGUAUGGGUGGUAGUGGCGAAUGACUUCGUGUCUGAGAAUGCAUUGGCGGCUGGGGAGAGCGGGUUUCCGCACGAGCAACGACGACUCGGUGUGGGGGUGGCGGAGGGGGAGGGGGAGAGUCUUCCCGCUCCUCGUACAUUUGCACUGGAGACGGCUCACGAGACGGCCCACGAGACGGAGCUCGAUAGGAUGGCAUGA